Messenger RNA from Solea solea (common sole), 3437 nucleotides. RefSeq names its product CDP-diacylglycerol synthase (phosphatidate cytidylyltransferase) 1 (gene cds1). The transcript is spliced from 13 exons. The record is from RefSeq and is a predicted model, not a curated record. Lineage: Eukaryota; Metazoa; Chordata; Actinopteri; Pleuronectiformes; Soleidae. Gene Ontology annotation, cellular component: endoplasmic reticulum membrane. Gene Ontology annotation, molecular function: phosphatidate cytidylyltransferase activity. Bases 207 to 1574 code for a protein of 455 amino acids.
GCUGACGGCAAUGGGCGGGGCCACGGGGACUGCGGCGAUAAACAAACUCACGCAGUGAAUCGUCACAGACUCUGCAGCAGUUUAUCACGCGACUGAACCGAAUCAGGGCUUUAACCCGGGUCACGGUCUGGACCUCAUCUGGACACGAAACGGUCUCACCCGGUUUAUGUGACGCGUUCACGUCCCCGCGGAUUAAAGACACAAACAUGACGGAGCUGAGGAGGCGAGGAGGCGGAGGAGGAGACAGUCCCGAGAACAUGAGCGACAAGGAGGCUGAUGCUGAGGACAGACUCGGUCUUCAGCCUGAUACUGAUCCAGAUCCAGAUCCAGAUGUUGAUAUCGACUGUAAAGCAGACACUCCAGAUGUUCCUCUGUCCACAGCUGACACUGACAACACUCCACAGUGUCUGAACAAGGCUCUGGAAGGACUGCCACCAAGGUGGAAGAAUUACUGGAUCCGUGGGGUUUUGUCUGUAGCUAUGAUUUCAGGAUUCUUCCUCAUCAUCUACCUGGGACCUGUCACUCUGCUGUUAGUGGUCAUGACUGUACAGAUCAAGUGUUUCCACGAGAUCAUCACCAUCGGAUACAGAGUUUAUCAUUCCUACGAGCUGCCGUGGUUCAGGACUCUGAGCUGGUACUUCCUGGUGUGCGUUAAUUACUUCUUCUACGGUGAAACGUUGGCAGAUUACUUUGGAGCUCUGGUUCAGAGGGAGGAGCCUCUGCAGUUCCUGGCUCGUUAUCACCGCUUCAUCUCAUUUGCUCUUUACCUCGCAGGUUUCUGCAUGUUUGUGCUGAGUUUAGUCAAGAAACAUUAUCGCCUGCAGUUUUAUAUGUUUGCUUGGACUCAUGUGACGCUGUUGAUUGUCGUGACUCAGUCGCACCUUGUCAUUCAGAACCUGUUUGAAGGAAUGAUCUGGUUCAUCGUCCCGAUCUCCAUCGUCAUCUGUAAUGACAUCAUGGCGUAUCUGUUUGGAUUCUUCUUUGGGAGGACGCCGCUCAUCAAGCUGUCUCCUAAGAAGACGUGGGAAGGAUUCAUCGGUGGCUUCUUCUCCACCGUUGUGUUCGGCUUCAUUCUGGCCUACCUGCUCUCUCACUUCCAGUACUUUGUUUGUCCGGUUGGUUUCAACAGUGAAACAAACAGAUUCACAGUCGAGUGUCAACCAUCAGAAAUCUUUGAGCUUCAGACUUACACGCUUCCUGCUGUCGUCCAGAACACACUGACCUGGAAAACAGUGCAGAUGUUUCCGUUCCAGAUCCACAGCGUCUUCCUGUCGUCCUUCGCGUCUCUCAUUGGUCCGUUCGGCGGCUUCUUUGCCAGCGGCUUCAAACGAGCUUUUAAAAUCAAAGACUUUGCGAGCACCAUCCCGGGUCACGGUGGUAUCAUGGACCGGUUUGACUGUCAGUACCUGAUGGCAACAUUUGUCCAUGUUUACAUCACCAGCUUCAUCAGAGGUCCAAACCCCAGUAAAGUCCUGCAGCAGCUGUUGAUGCUUCAGCCUGAACAACAGCUCAGUAUCUUCCACACUCUGCACAACCAACUGAGAGAGAGAGGACUGCUGCCCCCUGCUGACUGAACCAGGAACUGACUGUGUGAGUGUGUGUGUGAGAGGACUAAACCUGACAUAUAAAAAAACCCACAUGGACUGAGACAUAAACUGUCUUCAUCCUCUUCAUCCUCUUCAUCCUCUUCAUCACAUUCAUCCUCUCUGACUGUAAACAAUGUUCAGUUUGUAGAAUCUGACACUAAAGAUGAAACGUCUUCUGACACAAACUGACCUUAAAGCACACUCUGUCUGUCUGUCUCUCUGUCUCUGUCUGUCUCUGUCUGUCUCUGUCUCUUUGAUGAUGGACGAGCAGUUACCUUGAGAACAAUGUUGCACUGACUCUUUAUAUCGUAAGCUUUUACCAGCAUCGACUGUAGGACACUUCACACUAUAGGACAUUUAGGACACUUCAGUGUCACACACUAUAGGACAUUUAGGACACUUCAGUGUCACACACUAUAGGACAUUGAGGACACUGGUGUUGGACACAGAGGACACUUGUGUUGGACACAGAGGACACUUGUGUUGGACACUGGUGUUUAUUUUUUGUGUCUUUGAUGAAGUUAAGCUAUUUCACAGCUUUGUAGUUGAGACGUCAGAGCGUCGUCAUGGAAACACUCUGCUUGCGUACUGUACAUAGAGAAAUAUAAAUAUAGAUAUUCAUAUAAAUAUAGAUCUAGAUUUAAAAGACUCUGAUGAGAAGAAACAUCAGCAUGAACAAGCUGCUGCUUAUUGUCUGAAGAUUUAAAGGAACAGUUCAACAUUUAUGACCAGAUGAGGUCAUGAUGAGAUCACAUGUUCUCGUCUUCCUGCUUCAAAUCAUAUUUUUGUUUAUUAGGCCAACAUCCCAUAAUAAGACCUAUUUCCAUGUGCAUGUGUGAGCGUUUGUUUUACUUUGGGCUGAAAGCGUCUCCUCUCACACUUUGAGGUCAUAGAGGUCAUAGAACCUAGACCAGGACCUGGACCAGGACUGGACAUUUUAAAAGUUUUAAAUCACUUUUUCAUGUUUUAUUUAAUGUUUUCAGAUCAAAGGAAAACAAAUGUUGAACUGUUCCUUUAAGAGGCCGUGCUUCCAGUGAGCUGCAGGGGGCGGGGCUUAACUCACUGUUUAUUCACUAUGAAUGUAGUUUACAAUGUGACGUCAACGUGUUCACGACAACAACAACACAUGAACUGUAUGAUUUCUGUGUGUGUAUGAUGUGAACACACACACACACACGUGCGCGCAGUCAUAUACAGCUGUACUGUAUUCACACACACACACACACACACACACACACACAGGUUUGUUAGCAAUAUCUUCUUCUGAUGCAGGUAAAAGAAAUCAUGUUAAUGACUUAACUGACGAGCCGGGGUCACGAGGUUCUCUGAAUGUUUACCAAAGUUCCUGAAUGAUUCCGUCUGUGAAAAAUGUCUCCGCCUACUUCCUGUGACAUCAUCCCCUCUACACACACACACACACACACACUCCGUGAACAGGAUGAACCUGGUCAUUGUCAUGACGACACAGACUGUCACAGGAAUCAAUAAUCUCAUUUAAAACGUUUACAUCGUCAUGGUUUUAAUCUUUUUUUUUCUGUAAAUGAUUUCAAUUCAAAUGUUUGAUGAAAAUUUCAAAGUAAAAACAGUUCAUGUUUAAAUUUCCAGAUUAAAGAUGAACAACGACAGAAGCUGAGCUUCAUUAAGUCGUUACUUUAUUAAUAAUGAUAAUAGUAAUUUAUCUUUUAUUUUGAAAAACCUGCUGCUUUGUGUAUAUUUUGUUUUGGUUUGAGGAGUAAAUGUGUUUUAAUGUUUUUUUGGAUCAUAUUUAAAACCAUAGACAGGAAGCAAUGUCAUGUGUUUGGGGAAACAGAAGUUGUUUACGUUAAGAGGUGAAUAAAACGUUUUUCUUUA